Messenger RNA from Mesorhabditis spiculigera, 909 nucleotides. The record is from the annotation of a GenBank genome assembly. NCBI's taxonomy places the organism in Eukaryota, Metazoa, Nematoda, Chromadorea, Rhabditida, Rhabditidae.
AUGUCUUCGAUGAUAGCUGUCAAACGACCGCCACCAGAGCGCUUUAUGCACCAGAGCGACCCAUGCGCAUCCAUUAAUUCCGCAGCCACAGGAGCCAGCAGCCGCCUUGUCAAAUCCGUGUCAAUGAAGAUGAGCCCAAUUGAGAUGUUUACGAAGGAUGAUCUAGAAAAACGGCUAGAAGACGCGCUGCAGAAGCGAGACGAUGAGUGGAUGAAGCACGAAAAGGACCAAAUUUCAUUCCUGCAGUCGGAAGGGUCCGAAAUGCUAAAGGCACUACAUGGAGAAUUGCAUCGGCUGACAACUAUGCUAAGGGAUGCCAGAAGAAAGCUCGACGUUGGGGUCGAAGAUGCUGAGGAAGCAGAACUUUUGCAUGUUCAAAUCAAGGAAAAAGAGGAACGAAUUGCCAUUCUCGAGGCUCAACUCGAGGCCAAGGAGGCUAGUUUAAAAGAUAUCGAACGAAAGGUGAACGCGACGAUUGAGAAAAUGGGAGAAACUAUUAAAAUACAGAGUGACCGGAUCCGACAGCUUUCCGGGGAGCUACAAGAUCGAACGUUGACGGUGACACAGUUGAGUGGACAGCUACGACAAUAUCGACUACGAGAAGCAAUGGCAACAGCUCAACAAAGACGUCGUGCAAGCGCUCAAAAUUCGGGAGGCAGCUCUCCGUUGAUCUCGCCCAGCAGCCCUCAUCGCAUUUUCCCGCCGCAACGAUCCAUGCAAAUGUGCUUCGUUGAUGAUGACCUUGCCUCGGCUUCUGUGUCCGUGACGUAUCCCGGUAAUGCGGCAAAGCAGAGGCAAAAUGCGAUGGAUACUCCCCUAGCUGACAACUCAUCAAGCAACCUCGAAAAACCCAAAACACCAAUCCGCCGAAAAUCCACCUCAUCAAGCGCCUCAAACAUCUACAAAAAU